This is a messenger RNA of Malus domestica (apple), 1596 nucleotides long. RefSeq lists its product as uncharacterized. The record is from RefSeq and is a predicted model, not a curated record. NCBI's taxonomy places the organism in Eukaryota, Viridiplantae, Streptophyta, Magnoliopsida, Rosales, Rosaceae.
AUGUCCGCUCUCUCUACUAGCACCAACAGUUUUGUCCAAUCCACACAAACUAGCAUUCAGAAUCUCACGGCAUCAGUGGGGAAUUUGGAGACUCAAGUUGGACAGCUUGCUACCAUGUUCAAUGAAAGAGAGAAAGGAAAGUUUCCAAGCCAAUCUGAGCAAAAUCCAAGAGGGAUGGAGCAUUGCAAAGUAAUACGGACAUUGAAAAGUGGCAAGAGCUAUGACAACAGAGAAGUGGAGCACCAUGAAGCCGAAGUGGAAGAAGAAGAGCUUACUGAAAGUGCACCAUUAGCUGCAAAGUCUCGGUCAGAGGCUAUUUCUGAAGCAAGUAUUCCAGAUCCUAGUGCAAGUGACAAUGUGCAAUCUCGAUGCAACUCUGAUUCAAACAAGGAAAGAGGCCUUGGUAGUUUAUUUGCACCUUCUGACAAGCCACCAUACAAGCCACCUUUGCCAUUUCCACAAAGACAGCAACAACGUUCUAAGGAUCAACAAUGCAUUGAAUUCAUGAAGACGUUGGCUAAGGUUCAAAUUAAUUUGCCUCUAUUAGAUGCUAUUAAACAGAUCCCAUCAUAUGCCAAAUUUCUGAAGGAGCUAUGUUCUAAAAAGAAAAAGUUCUUGGAAUACGAGAAGGUGAUUUUAUCUGAGCAAUGCAGUGCUGUCCUCUUACAUAAGCUACCACCCAAGAAGAAAGAUCUGGGGAGUUUCACUAUCUCUUGUACUAUUGGUAGUCUUGAUUUUCAUAAAGUAUUGAUUGAUUUAGGAGCAAGUGUUAACCUUAUGCCUUAUUCUGUUUUUCAAAAAUUAGGUGAAGGAGAACUCAAGCCCACAUCUGUGAGUCUUCAAUUGGCAGAUAGGUCCGUGACCUAUCCUUUGGGUAUUCUGGAAGAUGUGAUUAUUAAAGUGGACAAAUUCUAUCUCCCAGCUGAUUUCAUUGUACUUGACAUGGAGGAAGACAAGGAAGUGCCUCUCAUUUUAGGCCGACCAUUCAUGGCCACCGCCCGGACACUUAUUGAUGUGGAAGCAGGUACUUUAACCUUAAGAGUGCAAGGAGAGUCAGUUGUAUUCAAACUUUUUGAAGCUGUCAAGCGUCCUUUCGAACCUGAAGAGUGUUUUCGUGUUGAUGUUUUGGAUGGGAUUGUGCAUGCAAACUUUGCCUCACGAUCAUCUAAUGAUGAGUUGUUAACUUGCCUCACCAACCAUGAUGCUACUUUAUCUAUGGAAGAAAAUGUGGUGGACGUCAUCGUUGCAUUGGAUAGUGCACCAAUUCAUAAUCCAAAGUGGCGACAUGUUUAUGAAAGCCUUGGAGAACCUAAGCAGCCCCUUCUUCCUUCAAGUGAGCAAGCUCCGAAGUUAGAGCUCAAGCUACUGCCGAGCCACCUCAAGUAUGCUCAUCUCGGGGUGAAUGAGACCUUACCUGUUAUUAUUGCUGCUAAUCUUAAUGACACGGAGGAAGACAAAUUACUAAGAGUUCUUCGCAAGUAUCAAGAUGCUCUGGGGUGGACACUUGCUGAAAAGGCAUUAGUCCAGCUUUGUGCAUGCAUAGGAUUUUUAUGGAGGCUGGGACUAAACCAACUGUUGAAGCUCAAAGACGUCUAA